GUUUGAUAUCAUUAUCAUACACUCCAGUUAGAGGAUUUUCUUAUCUAAGUUUCAAAUUUAUCCCAAAAAUGUCAACCACUAUUGAUAUGGCAGAGUCAAGCAACGCUCAUGUUAAUGAAAAAGCUGCUUUAAUUGGAGCCCCAGCAAGGCCUGGAGGAUGGAAAAAAGGCAUAGCCAUAAUGGAUUUUGUUCUAAGAUUAGGUGCCAUUGCAGCUUCUCUUGCUGCAACUAUCACCAUGGCAACUAGUGAUCAGAUUCUCCCUUUCUUCACUCAGUUCCUUCAAUUUGAAGCUAGUUAUGAUAGCUUUUCAACUUUCCAGUUUUUUGUUAUUGCAAUGGCAUUUGUGGGUGGCUACCUGGUCUUAUCCCUACCAUUCUCCAUAGUAACCAUCAUUCGCCCUCAUGCACCUGGACCAAGGCUUUUCCUCAUCAUUCUAGACACAGUGUUUCUGACAUUAGCCACUGCUAGUGGUGCUUCAGCAGCUGCCAUGGUUUCCUUGGCACACAACGGCAAUCAAGACUCAAACUGGCUUGCCAUUUGCAACCAAUUUGGAGAUUUCUGUGCACAAACAAGUGGUGCAGUUGUGGCAUCAUUCAUUACUGUGGUUGUUUUAAUGGUGUUGGUUGUGAUGUCUGCUUUGGCUCUUGGGAAGCAUUGAAAAUUAAGAUAAGAUUGUUAGAAGCAUGCAGGGGCAUAAGUUACCUGUAUUAUUCACUAUGUUUGGUUUGGUUUUUUCUGUUGUGAGAUUAAUUUCCUUUUAUGAGGUGCUGAAAUGUAAAAUUGAUUGCUUUGUAUUUAAUUAAUUUGGGCCAAUGUUUCUAUGGAUCGGCUUCUACUAAUACUUGUGACUAUAGGAGUGAUCCUUCGAUUUUGUUAUCGUUUGAUUUGAGUACUUCUUGUACUCAAUUUUGAUAUAUGUAUUUUAUAGGAGAUUUCUCCAUUAAAAAGAAAAAUACUUGUGACUUUCUGAUAUAA
Molecule: messenger RNA, 976 nt
Organism: Medicago truncatula (barrel medic)
Lineage: Eukaryota; Viridiplantae; Streptophyta; Magnoliopsida; Fabales; Fabaceae
Product: casparian strip membrane protein 1
Exons: 3
Coding region: 69-659 (196 amino acids)
Source: RefSeq, a predicted model, not a curated record